Molecule: messenger RNA, 1887 nt
Organism: Drosophila sechellia
Lineage: Eukaryota; Metazoa; Arthropoda; Insecta; Diptera; Drosophilidae
Exons: 2
Coding region: 92-1741 (549 amino acids)
Source: RefSeq, a predicted model, not a curated record
AAAUACUUUCUUCGAUUGGCGCAAAUCAUUUCUGUUGAAGGCGUUGAUUAAACCACUUCAAAUCCAAGCGAGACUAUAUACUUUUCAAAUAAUGAACCCCUUGUUAACUUUGAUUCCUGGAUACCUUUUCAUAACCUUAAUAAUUAUUGGAAGUACAGCACACAGUAAUUCCUAUGCUGUGAAUAAAACCAGUAGUGUCGAAAGUGGUGAGUGGAGCUAUCCUGAAUACGGAAAAGGAUCUACUCACAAUGCCGGAAGAAGACCGGAAAAGCUGGAUCUGCAACAUUAUAAUCGGGAAACUGAACGCAAUGUGACUUUGAAACGCGGCGUGAAAAACUAUCAAAAACAAGGCGAUAAAAUUACGAGGCAUAAACUAAAAUAUAAGCCAUCUGGUGCUCGAAGAAAAAAUGUGAGUCCCCAUUAUGCGGAUGAGAGUACGGAAAGUAGGCAUUAUCAUACAUUCGAAGAGAUCCACGAGCAUAUCGAUGAGGACGAUGGUCAGUACCAGGCAUCCGAGCAGGUCGGAACACAAGCGAUCCUGCACGAACAUGUCGAGCAGUCGGGAAAGAAGGAUGCAAAGCGUAUGAAGGUGAAAAUCAAGCACCACCAUCACCAUCAUCAUCACAACCACAUCAAGGAGCUGAUCAAAACGGUGCCACAACCGUAUCCCGUGGAGAAGGUCGUCCAUGUGCCCAUCGAGAAAAUUGUCGAGAAGAUCGUACAUGUGCCCAAGCUCGUGAAUGUUACGGUUGAGAAAAUAGUGCACGUGCCCAUCGAAAAGAUAGUGGAAAAGGUGAUUCACAUCCCGAAGCCAGUCCAAGUGCCCAAACCAUAUGUGGUCGAAAAGAUAAUUGAGAAAAUAGUCCACGUACCGAAGCCGUAUCCUGUGCUCCGGACUGUCCCGUAUCCGGUCGAAAUAAAGGUGCCAGUUCAUCUCGAGAAGAAGGUACCAGUGCCCUAUAAGGUUGAGGUAGAACGAAAGGUUCCCGUUUACAUUCGCUCCAGCGAGCCAUAUAAGUUCGAGUCAUCUUCAAUCUACGAAAGUUAUCCCCGCGGCGAGGAGUUCAAAUUCAACAUGGAAAUGGAUCAUCCACCGCCCAGAGAACACGAACCAUCCAGCCUUCCUUCAUCAAACUACUACAACAGGAUAUACAAAUCUAGGGAAUUGGAUCAUCCUCCGAGGAUGGAGGACUAUCAAAGCUCCGUGCCCACACAGUUAAAGCACGAUUACGCAACGAAAAAUGCUCCCGAUCAGCAGUUUAAACACGAGUACGUUACGAAAAGUACUAUUGAUCCUCAAUUUAAGCACGAUUACGUGACGAAAAGUGGUGUUGAUCCUCAAUUCAAGCCCGAUUACAUAACGAAAAGUAGUAUUGAUCCUCAAUUUAAGCACGAUUACGUAACGAAAAGUAGUUUUGAAUCGCAGUAUAACCAGGGAUACGUACCCAAAACUAGCAUUGAAUCGACUUCUCCUGGACGGGAUGGGGUUUCCCUGAAACUCAUCGGUCCCCCUACUCCUUUCAAUAUCACGGGAAAGGAUUUGGAGACCGCCAACUCUGCUCCAGAUUUCGUUAAUAGCUCCAACGUAGACCUAAGUCCACAGGAAUCGGCUAACGCCUAUCGCGGUAUGCCAUUCUCUAUACCAUUUCAGUUUGUACAACUCCAACCAAUGGCCUUCCAAAGUCCAGUACAUGUGGAACUGCCAAUCCAAUCCGCUUCAGCAGAAGCUGCUCAAAAGUGAUAAUCUAAUCAAAUGUUUAGAGUAAUUAAUCCUAUUCAGAGAAACUAUCAUAUACCUGCCAGACUUUUAAAAGACUUUUCACCACAAUAAUAAAAAAACUGCUAAAAAUAAGUCGUUUAAUAUAAAAUAUAAUGCAUAAUAGAAUA